CUGUUCCCAUAGUGGCAGAUAAAGAGAGAGUGAGGACGGAUGCAAAGGAGGAGGAGGAGGAAGGGUCCGAAUAUCCUCUCUGACACUGAUGGAUUUACAUCAUUGAGAUAUCUCUCAAGUGAAUAUUUCGCAUAAAACAUGCAGACAAGAUGAAGAUGUGGCUUCUUUUUCUGUGCCUGAGCACUGGAUGGAUGCAAACAGCAUCCACUGCUGACGUAACCCCCGCACCCUCCUCUGCACCAGUGACACCCACUGAAGAUGAGAGCACCCAGCUGGUGGAUUGGCUGAUAAAGUAUGGCUACCUCCCACCCUCAGACCCCUCCACUGGUCAGUUACAGGCCUGGACAGCUGUCACUGAUGCUGUGAGGGCCAUGCAGAGGUUUGGAGGCCUCAAAGACACUGGGGUUGUAGAUGAAGAGACAAUGGCACUGAUGAACAGCCCGCGCUGCUCCCUUCCUGACCAAGACGAACCAUCCAGACUACUAGCCAACCAGGAGGGGAGAAACAUGAGGAGGCGGAGGAGAAGGGCUAUCUCCAUGUGGACACGCAGGAACAUUAACUGGAGGUUGCGUUCGUACCCCUCCUCUUCCCGUCUGUCUCGGGAAACCAUUCGCUCAUUGGUCUUUUAUGCUUUAAGAGUGUGGGCAGAGCCAACACCCCUGGAGUUCCAUGAGGUGAGCAGUCCAGAGGCAGCAGACCUACAGGUAGACUUCCUCCAUGGUUACCAUGGUGAUGGCUAUCCCUUCGAUGGGGUAGGCGGUGCAGUCGGCCAUGCUUUUUUCCCAUCAGACCCUGCCCGGGCAGGAGGAGUUCAUUUGGACGCAGAGGAGGAGUGGGCUUUCAGACAACCAGCCUCUGAUGGCACUGACCUGUUUACAGUGCUGGUCCAUGAGUUUGGCCAUGCACUGGGCCUUGCUCACUCCUCCUCCCGCCACUCAGUGAUGAGGCCCUACUACCAGGGUCCUACUGGAGACCCUCUCCACUACAGCCUGGGACCCCAAGAUCUGGAGCACAUCACCCAGCUCUACGGUAAAAGGAACCAGCUGCUGGCUACUGAUGCUCCUCGCCUUGCCCCAGAGCCUCAGUUGCGCCACCGAGGGCACCACAAUCAUCACAAAUAUGGCCUCUCCAUAGAUCGCUGUAACACCAGUUUUGAUGCUGUGGCAAGGAUCCGAGGAGAGACUUUCUUCUUCAAAGGUCUGAUGAUGUGGCGAGUCAAUGGUGGUGGUUUGGUAUCAGGCCGAGGGGCUUCUGUCAGGAGGCUGUGGAGGGGUCUACCACCUGACCUACCUCAUGUUCACGCUGUGCUGGAGAGACAGUCAGAUCAUGCCAUAAUCUUUAUCAGUGGUUCCCAGUUCUGGCUGUUCAGGGAUCUGUCCCUGCAGGAAGGCUAUCCUCAGCCCCUGUCUGCCCUCAGGAUGGGGGUGAGCUUAGCUGGAGCCGAUGAGGAGGAGAAGGAGGAAGAGGAGGUAGCGGCAGGGAGGUGGGGCCUGGUCUGGGACCCAGAGGAGGGCCCCGUGUGGGGGACCGUGGGAGUUGCUGAGGAAGAGAAGCGAGAAGAUACCUGGACGCAGCUGCUUAGAGAUGGUGUCAGUGGCAUCACCACAGAGAGCGAUGGCUCCGUCUAUCUCUUCAGAGGAGAAUCCUACUGGAAGUUCACGUUUCCAGGCUCCUCACUGCAGGACGGAUACCCACGAUCCUCUGCUGCAGACUGGCUGGGCUGCCCCGACCCCUCCUCAUCCUCGCCUGUGGUGGACGACCUCUCCUUGUCUCUGUCUCCACCUGCAGGACGACAGGAGCUCAGGGAGAGAUGGAGGGAGGGGGGGGAGAAGGAGGAAGGAGGAGGGAGGAUGAGGGACCACGGGAGGGACAGACAUGGAAAUAAACAUUCAGACAUGCAGGACAGAGGUUCACACAUCUGGACACAAUGCACUUGCCAGAAUGGAGCUCUCAGUAGCAGAACAACAUCUUUUAUUGCUGCCUUGCUGCUCAUUAUAUGGACAGUGUUGGCUAUUUAAAGCCGCACAAGACCAUAAAAGUCAACUGUCUUAUCAGGCAGGAAGUUGGGCUGUAUCUACAAACAAUCACUAUGUGCAUUCACUAAUAGUUCAACAUUAACCCUUUUUUGUUCUCUUUUAGAGAGUGAGGUUAGAAGAUCCAUAUCUCUCUCAUUUUUUGUGUGUUCAGUACAAAGCUGGAGUCAGGACGUGAUUAGUCUAGCUUAGUAUAAAGAACGGAAACAGGGAGAACUUAUGGAUCCACACAGCAAUUACUUCAGCACGAGUAAACAGCAACCUCAGUUGAGAUCGUUGUAAAGCCACGUUGGCUCUAAUGAAGCCCUUUUCUUCAUAAUGUGUUGGCUCUAGAUCAUAACGACAAAACUUUUUUUUCAGAAAUUGCUUUUAUUAUUGUUAAGUGCUUUUCCCUUGGAUAGAAAGAUGUUUUGUAAUUAGAGGGUCUAUGCUGCACAUGUUUUUGGGACUUUCUGAUCUAUGAACUAUGUUCCUCUGUUGCACAGGGCUGACAUAGAGCUGUACUUUCUAAUUGGCUGAUGUGGACUUUGAUCAUUUUGAACUAUAUGUUGAAGUAAGAGUUUAGAUGGAGUGGUUUAAAUUUGUGAUCUUUUGUUAAAGCACAUUGUGGGUACUGCAGGGAACAAGGAAGAAGUUUCUCUGCAGCACGGUCAUAUGAAUAUAGCAACAUCCAUUAGUCUUAGUAACGUUCUUGCAAUGUAGAGGAAGCUUAUAUCACAUAACUUUAUUUAUAUUAUGUUAGGUUCUUUUUGUGCAAAUGUCUAUCCAUAAAAUGUCAAUCCAUAAUUAAAUAGUAAAAUCAG
Molecule: messenger RNA, 2836 nt
Organism: Dicentrarchus labrax (European seabass)
Lineage: Eukaryota; Metazoa; Chordata; Actinopteri; Moronidae
Gene: mmp17b
Product: matrix metallopeptidase 17b
Exons: 12
Coding region: 150-2018 (622 amino acids)
Biological process (GO): extracellular matrix organization; collagen catabolic process; proteolysis
Cellular component (GO): extracellular matrix
Molecular function (GO): zinc ion binding; metalloendopeptidase activity
Source: RefSeq, a predicted model, not a curated record